AUGUCAUCUUCUCCAUCGCUUACAUCCAGGAUCCGGGGCUCCUUCCUUGGCCUUGCUGUCUGUGACGCUCUGGGAGCUCCAGCCGAGUUCUGUGUACGCGGCAGCUUUCCCACCAUCACAGGCAUGCAGGCCAACCCCAACUUCGGCCUGGGUCCUGGCUACUUCACCGACGACACCUCCAUGGCUCUCUGCCUGGCCCGCUCUUUUCUCGAGCAUGGACCUGAGACGAACAGCGUCGAUCAAGCGCGCAAAUAUCUGGCGUGGUACCAGGGUGGCUACCAAUCCUCGACCGGAAAGUGCUUUGACAUCGGAAACCUGACACGAGAGGCUCUGGGCGUGUGGAGGCAUGCCGUCAUCGUCGACGAUACAUACGGUGAGAGCGCGAAAUCGCCGCAUCCAUCAAAAUCCCAAGCAGCGAUACAGAGUGCCUUGACCACCAUCGACUCCCGCUUCAACCAAGACCGAUACUGUGGUAACGGGAGUUUAAUGCGAGUGUUGCCAGCCGCGCUGCUCUUCGGCCAAGACGACCCUACAGCUACCAAAGCUGCAGCGGACAGCUCUAGAGUCACACAUCCACACCCGCGCUGCGUCCUGUCCUGUGCACUCUAUACGAUACUAGUCGCGCAAGCCCUGCAAGAACCAAACCUGACCAAAGACAGUCUCGUGGGCUAUAUCUCAGACUACGUCUCUGCAGUAAGAAGCAAGAUAGAAGUCUCGACAUCCUCCAAAUCCACAACCGCUAGCGCUUCCUUUGUGGCCCGUUUCGAACCGUACGCCACGCUGGCCUCCUUCCACGACAAGCCUGCCGCGGAAAUUCGUAGCUCGGGCUACGUCGUGGACAGCCUGGAAGCGGCGCUCUGGGCAUUCUUCACGACCUCAAGCUUCCGCGAGGGCGCUGUCAGAGUUGUCAACUUGGGAGAUGACGCGGACACCGUGGGUGCCAUAUACGGUGGAUUGGCGGGCGCUUUCUACGGCGAUGAGGAGAUACCCGAGGAGUGGCUGCGGGAUAUGAAAAGACUUGACUUGGUGGAGGAUGUUGUCAGAGAGAUUGUGACAGUGAGGUCGAAAGACGACAAGGAGCAUGUGCGAGGAGACGUGAAGGAGAGGAUCCAGGCGAGUAUGCAUAUAUUAGGGCUCUAA
This is a messenger RNA of Fonsecaea nubica, 1140 nucleotides long. RefSeq lists its product as hypothetical. The coding region runs from base 1 to 1140 and encodes 379 amino acids. The transcript has a single exon. The record is from RefSeq and is a predicted model, not a curated record. NCBI's taxonomy places the organism in Eukaryota, Fungi, Ascomycota, Eurotiomycetes, Chaetothyriales, Herpotrichiellaceae.